Molecule: messenger RNA, 1683 nt
Organism: Exophiala bonariae
Lineage: Eukaryota; Fungi; Ascomycota; Eurotiomycetes; Chaetothyriales; Herpotrichiellaceae
Exons: 1
Coding region: 1-1683 (560 amino acids)
Cellular component (GO): mitochondrion
Molecular function (GO): nucleic acid binding; ATP binding
Source: RefSeq, a predicted model, not a curated record
AUGGCCCCGGCGAGAAACAACCCAUCUAACAAGGGGCAUGGGAAGCGUCAAAAUGGCAAGCCCAACGGUUUCAAGCCUGCGCAACCUCAAAAUCGCAAUGCCCCAAGACCUGCAAGACCUGCGAGACCAGAAAAACCAGACCCCCAACCCGUGGUCGAUAGUCCUUUCAUACCUGAAGUCCCAAAAGACACACCUCGAUUCUCUGACCUGGAGGGAAAGAACCUCUUAGACCCCAUCGUUCUCAAGACUCUGACGGAGGAUAUGAAUUUCGACCACAUGAUGCCUGUUCAAGCAGCUACAUUGGAGCCACUACUGGAGGGAAAGGAUUGUCUAGCGCAGGCAAAGACUGGAACAGGCAAGACGCUUGCUUUUCUACUCCCUGCCAUACAAACAAUCUUGAAGAACAGAACACCACGAUUCUCUGCACUUGUGUUAUGUCCUACUCGAGAACUUGCUCUUCAGAUCGCGGCUGAGGCACAGAAAGUUCUCUCCAGGUUACCACGAUGCAAGGUCGCCACCUCGAUUGGAGGCACAAACAAGGUGACUGAGCAGAAUAGAAUCCGCAAUGGCUGUGAUAUCCUGGUUGCAACUCCCGGUAGACUUUUGGACCACCUCAGUGAAGAAUGGGUACAGGAAAUGCUUGGAACCACUCAAACUCUUGUGUUGGACGAGGCAGAUAGAAUGGUCGACAUGGGUUUUUUGCCGGAUAUGAAGAAGAUACUCAGCUAUCUUCCCACUGCUCCGCGACAUACCAUGUUAUUCUCUGCUACGAUCGAUGAUCAACUCACCAAUGUCGCCCGUCUCUUCUUGGGCAACGGAUAUCAAUACAUCUCAACUAUCCCUGAAGGAGAAGCAGGUACCCACGAACGUGUCGAUCAAUACCUUGUCUCAACACCUGGCUUCUCAGACCAUGCCCCAUCGCUCGUCUCUGUGGUGAAAACAGAGCUUGCUGUUUCUCGACCCUUCAAAGCCAUUGUCUUCGCCCCGACUGCAGCACUGGCUGAUUUCUUCGGCGCGGUCUUAGCUUCUAUGGAUGGCCUACCCCAGGUCUCUGUGCUGCAUUCCCGUAUGUCUCAGAGCAAACGAACCAAGCUCACGGCGGAUUUUCGCACCGCGGUGGACGCAAUCUUCGUGGCAACCGAUGUUGUUGCUCGUGGCAUGGAUUUCCCUGCGGUGACUCAUGUGUUCCAAGUCGGUCUCCCAACCGAUCGAGAAACAUACAUCCAUCGCUUAGGUCGUACUGCACGUGCAGGUGCAGAGGGUCGUGGCAUUCUUGUCUUGAGCUCAGUGGAGAAGGCUUUCCUGAGACAAUUGAAAGGGAUCAAAGUUAAGGACUACCCUACCGAAGUGCAAUUCACCGUUCAGGACGUGCAACCUGCCUUGGCGAAGAUGGACCCAGAGAUGAAAUCAAAGGCGUAUCAAUCAUGGAUAGGCUAUCAUAAGACGUCCAUGAAGUUACUAGGAUGGUCCGCUGAGGAGCUGGUCGCUGAAGCAAAUAUCUUCGCAAAAUAUGGACUUGGUUGUCCCGAGGUGCCCGGUCUGUACAAGCGAGUCAUUGGCAAAAUGGGAUUGAAAGGAGUCAAAGGCUUAGUGGCGCUGCCCAAUCCGCCCGGCUCUAACGAUCCAGGACGACAAGGUGGUGGUGGAGGACGCACGAGUGGAAGAGCCCCAGGAAGAGAUUAG